UCCCCUGCUCGUGUGUGUGUGCACGCGCUCUCUCUCAAAAUAAAUAAAUAAACAUUAAAAAAAAGACUAAAAGAAUUUCAUAUCUUUGGUUGUAGCAGUGGUCUGGGUAACAUGAGUGUCUAUGUCUUCAGAGCCUUGGGCAGGGGCUUCUCUCAGAGGAAGCACUGCUCAGCACCUAGAAACUUGUGUUCAGGGAGGUUCUCUUCAUCACUAGAAACUGGGGGCUCGAAAACUUGGUUGUUCCUUUGGGUUAAUGUUAUCAAUGACUUCUUGAGGUCUUCUAGAUGAUGUUCUCCAAGCUUUAAGGAAGAAAUCAAGCAAGGAUCGAGGGGACCCGGAGAGGAGCCUUUCUUAAAUGACAACAAUGACAAGAGAAAAUUGGGGCCACAAUGCUCUGAGACAAGAGGGUCUUGUUAAAGGGAAGGAUGAUACUUGGAAAUGGGGAACCAGCUUCCAAGGAAGCAGCUCCUCUGUUUGGGAGACCUCCCACCUGCACUUUAGACAGUUACGUUACCAUGAGACAUCUGGACCCCAGGAGGCACUGAUCCGGCUCCGGGAGCUCUGUCGCCGGUGGCUGAGGCCAGAAGCACGUACCAAGGCCCAGAUCCUGGAGCUGCUGGUCCUGGAGCAGUUCCUGAGCAUCUUGCCUGGGGAGAUUCGGACCUGGGUGCAGAUCCAUCGCCCUGGGAGUGGUGAGGAGGCCGUGGCCCUGGUAGAGGAGCUACAGCAAGACCUCGAUGGACCAGCACUGAAAGUUCCACUUCUUGUUCAGGACCAGGACAUUCUCCAGGAGGGGAUGAGUACUCCAGGAGCAGCAGUUCCUCAUGCACCCAGUGGCAGCCACAUAGCUGAAAUUUGCCAGAAUCCUUUUACUGACCCAGUGGUGUUCAAUCUCCAGGAUCCUCAACAUGAUUCUCCUGCCCCUGAAGCUUCUGCCCUUUCCCAGGAAGAGAAUCCAAGAAAUCAAUUAAUGGCCCUCAUGCUCCUAACAGCCCAGCCCCAGGAGUUGGUGAUGUUUGAGGAGGUGUCAGUAUGCUUCACUUCAGAGGAAUGGGAGUGUCUGGGCCCAAUUCAGAGGGCCUUGUACUGGGAUGUGAUGCUGGAGAAUUAUGGAAAUGUGACCUCCCUAGAAUGGGAGACCAUGACUGAGAAUGAGGAGGUGACACCAAAACCAAGCAUUUCUCAAAGAGCAGAUUCUCAGAAAGGAACAUCCAAAAGACUUCAAGGAAGUGUUCCCCAGACCCUUGAUUUUGAGGAGGAAUGUGAAUGGCAAAUUGUGGCAAGUCAGUGGGGGACUGAAACAGGAGAAGGAGAUACGCUGAAGAAAGGUCCCCUCUGUGAACGAGAUACAAAGAAAAGGGCUCUACCAGAAAAACAAGGCCAAAAGUGGAAGGAAUUUGGAGAAAGCUUGACUCUAGGUUCAGCUCUUUCUGAAAGUUUAAUAGGUAAUGAAGGAAAGAAGUUUUAUAAAUGUGAUAUAUGUUGUAAACAUUUCAAUAAAAUCUCCCAUCUUAUAAACCAUCGGAGAAUCCACACUGGGGAGAAGCCUCAUAAAUGUAAGGAGUGUGGAAAAGGCUUUAUUCAGCGCUCAAGCCUUCUAAUGCAUUUACGCAACCAUUCUGGGGAGAAACCUUAUAAAUGUAAUGAAUGUGGGAAAGCCUUCUCUCAAAGUGCUUACCUUCUAAACCAUCAAAGAAUCCACACUGGAGAGAAGCCUUAUAAAUGUAAGGAGUGUGGAAAGGGCUUCUAUAGGCACUCAGGCCUUAUUAUACAUCUAAGGCGCCAUUCUGGGGAGAGACCUUACAAAUGUAACGAGUGUGGGAAAGUUUUCUCUCAGAAUGCUUACCUCAUUGAUCAUCAGAGGCUCCACAAAGGGGAAGAGCCUUAUAAAUGUAACAAGUGUCAGAAAGCUUUCGUUCUGAAGAAGAGCCUCAUUCUACACCAGAGAAUCCACUCUGGGGAAAAACCCUAUAAGUGUGAUGAAUGUGGGAAAACCUUUGCUCAGACCACUUACCUUGUUGACCAUCAGCGACUCCACAGCGCAGAGAACCCGUACAAAUGUAAAGAAUGUGGAAAAGUUUUCAUUCGAAGCAAAAGCCUUCUCUUACACCAGAGAGUACACACAGAAAAGAAGACUUUUGGUUGUAAAAAAUGUGGGAAGAUUUUCAAUUCAAAGUCAAACCUCAUUGACCAUAAGAGGAUGCACAGCAGAGAGAAACCAUAUAAAUGUACUGAAUGUGGGAAAGCCUUUACUCAGAGUGCUUACCUUUUUGACCAUCAGAGACUCCACAAUGGAGAGAAACCCUAUGAAUGUAAUGAAUGUGGGAAAGUUUUUAUUUUAAAGAAGAGCCUCAUAUUACAUCAGAGGUUUCACACUGGAGAGAAUCUCUAUGAGUGUAAAGACUGUGGCAAGGUCUUUGGUUCUAACAGAAACCUCACUGACCAUGAGAGACUCCACAAUGGGGAGAAGCCCUAUGAAUGUCGAGAGUGUGGGAAAACUUUCAUUAUGAGCAAAAGUUUCAUGGUCCAUCAGAAACUACAUACACAGGAGAAAUCCUACAAAUGUGAGGAUUGUGGGAAGGCUUUUAGUUACAAUUCAAGUCUGCUCGUACAUCGGAGAAUCCACACUGGGGAAAAGCCCUUUGAAUGCAAUGAGUGUGGAAGAGCUUUCAGUUCAAACAGAAACCUCAUUGAACAUAAGAGAAUCCACAGUGGUGAGAAACCCUAUGAGUGUAAUGAGUGUGGUAAGUGCUUCAUUUUGAAGAAAAGCCUCAUUGGACAUCAGAGGAUUCACACAAGGGAAAAAUCUUAUAAAUGCAGUGACUGUGGGAAAGUCUUCAGUUACCGCUCAAACCUUAUAGCCCAUCAGAGAAUCCAUACUGGUGAGAAGCCCUAUGCGUGUAAUGAAUGUGGGAAAGGCUUUACUUACAACAGAAACCUUAUUGAACAUCAAAGAAUUCACAGUGGGGAAAAAACCUAUGAAUGUCAUAUAUGUAGAAAAGUUCUUACCUCUAGUAGAAAUCUUAUGGUACAUCAAAGAAUCCACACUGGAGAGAAGCCAUAUAAAUGUAAUGAGUGUGGAAAAGACUUUAGUCAGAAUAAAAACCUUGUUGUACAUCAGAGGAUGCACACCGGGGAAAAACCAUAUGAGUGUGAGAAGUGUAGAAAAUCUUUUACUUCUAAGAGGAAUUUAGUUGGCCACCAGAGAAUCCAUACAGGGGAGAAACCAUAUGGGUGUAAUGAUUGUAGUAAAGUUUUUAGGCAGAGAAAAAACCUUACUGUACAUCAGAAAAUUCAUACAGAUGGAAAACUCUGUGAAUGUGAUGAGUCUGAAAAGGAAUUCUCUCAGACUUCAAACCUUCACCUUCAACAAGAAAUCCAUACUGUGGAGGGAUUCUCUUGGCUCCAAAAUGCCAAUGAGUCUAAGACAGAGAUUCAGAAAAUCUAGUGUCAUAUGUAAAAUGGGAUAGAAUUCCAACCUACCUAAGUAACUGUUAGACAAAUGGCAGUAUAUCAUUCUUGCAAGGAAAAAAAAUCAUGAUUGACUCUUUUGUAAACCAGUGAUUUGCAUGUGGAAGAAAGCUAAUGUAGACUUUCAAGACUGCAACAACGUAAACCAAAUUCUAGUUAAAGAAUACUUUGUUCCAGGCCAUUUGUUAUGACUCUAGAAAGGGACCUUAGAGCAAUUAGACUCUGAAAAAAAUUUAUGAGAUGUAAUAAUGUAGUUGUAAAUGAUAGCAAAAAUAUUUUUGUAUUAAAAAAUGGACAUUGUUUCUGAAAGUGUGUAAAUUGUACAUUUUAAAAAUUGCAUCACUGCUACAGAAAGUCUCUGUGGACAGUAUGAUCGAGACAUGUCAGACAUGGAUGUGGGUGGGCAAGAGUCUGCUGUUUGAGGGCAACUUAAGAAGAGUGCUGUAUUUGGAAUUAGAAGACCUAGUUUUAGGUCCUGGCUCUUUCUCUUACUAGCUAUGUGAUGUUGUUAAGUCAGUUUCUAGGCCUCAGUUUCUCUGUCAGUGAAAUGUUGAUAUAAUGCCUACCUCACACGGUUUGAGGAUUAAGUAAAGGAUGUUUGUGAAUGUACUUUGUGAAAUAAUUUAGUUGUCAAUAAAGUUGGAUAAAAGAGGUAUGGUCAAAAUACAGAA
Lynx canadensis (Canada lynx) is the source of this 4142-nucleotide messenger RNA. Its product is annotated as zinc finger protein 197. The record is from RefSeq and is a predicted model, not a curated record. NCBI's taxonomy places the organism in Eukaryota, Metazoa, Chordata, Mammalia, Carnivora, Felidae. The coding region runs from base 356 to 3448 and encodes 1030 amino acids. The transcript has 5 exons. Gene Ontology annotation, molecular function: DNA-binding transcription activator activity, RNA polymerase II-specific; RNA polymerase II cis-regulatory region sequence-specific DNA binding. Gene Ontology annotation, cellular component: nucleus. Gene Ontology annotation, biological process: regulation of transcription by RNA polymerase II.